Periophthalmus magnuspinnatus is the source of this 1041-nucleotide messenger RNA. Its product is annotated as olfactory receptor 2A1/2A42-like. The coding region runs from base 1 to 1041 and encodes 346 amino acids. Gene Ontology annotation, biological process: G protein-coupled receptor signaling pathway. Gene Ontology annotation, molecular function: olfactory receptor activity. The transcript is spliced from 2 exons. NCBI's taxonomy places the organism in Eukaryota, Metazoa, Chordata, Actinopteri, Gobiiformes, Gobiidae. The record is from RefSeq and is a predicted model, not a curated record. Gene Ontology annotation, cellular component: membrane.
AUGGAGAACCUGAGCUCUGUGGGUGCUUUGCUGCAGUUGGAGGGUCUCCUUGUCCCCGCCUCCUUCCUGACUCCGGCGUUCCUCGGGCUCUUCUUCAGUCACCUCUUCAUUGUCACAGCAAACAUGGGCGUGGUCGCCCUGAUCUGCUCUGACUCCGCCCUCCACCAGCCCAUGUACAUACUGCUGUGCCAACUGUCGAUCAACGACAUCCUGGGCAACACGGCACUGGUGCCUCGCCUCCUGUAUGACAUGCCCCGCCCCCCUCGCAGACGGCUCAUCUCAUUGGGCAGCUGCGUGGUGCAGGCAUUCAUCACGCACCUGUUUGGCACCAAUAACCACACCAUCCUGAUGAUUAUGGCCUUCGACCGCUAUGCGGCAAUCUGCACGCCAUUGCGGUACUCGGCCGUGAUGGGCACGCGCACGCUGGUGACGCUGACAGCGGCGGCGUGGGGAGGUGGGUCCGUGCUGGUGGCGGCUUUGCUUGGUCUGACACUGAGGUUGAGCCGCUGUCGCUCGCUGCUGUUAAACGCGUACUGUGACAACGCAUCGCUCUUCAAACUCUCCUGUGAAAAUACUUUUAUAAAUAACGUGUACGGUCUGACGUUCUCUGUGGUGCUGCUCACAUCCUCCAUUGGCGCCAUUGUGGUGACGUACUCGUACAUCACGGCGGCGUGCGUCACCAAACGUAGCCGCAGUCUGAACCGUAAGGCGCUGCAGACAUGCUCCACACACCUGCUGCUGUACCUGGUCAUGUUCUUGAGCGGGAUGCUCAUCAUCGCUCUGCACAGGUAUCCACAGUAUGAACCCUACCGCAAAACAACCACCAUUUUGUUCAACAUCAUCCCUCCGGCGCUCAACCCCGUCAUCUACGGCUUCCAAUGCCACGAGAUCCACCAGAGCCUGCGUCGCCUGUUUAGAAAUGAUUUAUCACUGAAAACAACACUACAGCCAAUCAUAAAGAGCCUCACUACAGCCAAUCAGAGACAAUGUAAUGGUACAGCCAUUAAAGUAAGUUUCAAUCCAGAAACAGGACAAAUCUGA